This is a messenger RNA of Pezoporus flaviventris, 2180 nucleotides long. It is a transcript of the gene RGS7BP, whose product is annotated as regulator of G protein signaling 7 binding protein. Gene Ontology annotation, biological process: G protein-coupled receptor signaling pathway. The coding region runs from base 491 to 1258 and encodes 255 amino acids. The record is from RefSeq and is a predicted model, not a curated record. The transcript has 6 exons. Gene Ontology annotation, cellular component: neuron projection; nucleus; postsynapse. Lineage: Eukaryota; Metazoa; Chordata; Aves; Psittaciformes; Psittacidae.
CCGGAAAAGCGAGACGCGCCGCUGGGGGGAGCGCGUAGGGGCGCGGCGGGGCGGGGCGGGCUCCGCCGCCCGGAGCAUCAGGCAGGGCUUGGCGGUGGCUGGAUGGAAGCCCGUGCCCGCGGGGCACGGCCGCGCUCGUCACCCGCCCGCUGGCUGCUGGAGGGAGGACGGCAGAGCAUGCCACCGGCGGGGCGGUUCCGCAGGGACUGACAUGCUGCUGGAGGAGGGAGGGCGCCAGCCCCUCCGCCUUUCCCCGCGGUAGCGGAGGCGAUGCUGCAGGGCGCUUCCCGGACUCUCCCGCAGGCGCCAGGCUAUCGCCCGCAGUACCCGCGCUCGCUGCCGUGAGCGGCCCGGUCCCGGACGGGCCGAGGCGACGGGCGGCGCGGACCCGCGCCCUUCUCGGAGCGGCGGCGGCGGCUGGGGGUGGAGGCGCUUCCCGCGCCCGCGGGGCCCCGCACGGCGGGCGGCUCCGCACGGCCCAUGCGUGUGCAUGAUCUCUGCACCGAGCGGGCGCAGAAAGCGCCCCCGCUCCGCCGCCUCCAUCUUCCAGGGCAGCAGGACCUCACCGCACAGCCGCGACAGUGAACGGCGGGGCAGCGGCUCCGACGGCGCCUACCAGACCCAGAGAGCCCUGGAUGACUGCAAGAUGCUUGUCCAGGAGUUCAAUACCCAGGUGGCUCUAUACCGGGAGCUGGUCAUAUCUAUUGGGGAUGUCUCAGCCACCUGUCCGUCUCUGCAUGCAGAAAUGCACAAAACUCGAACCCAAGGAUGCGAGAUGGCCUAUCAGGCUCAUCAAAAACUAUCAGCAAUUUCUGGCCCGGAAGAUGGUGAAAUUCAUCCUGAAAUCUGUAGACUAUACAUCCAGUUACAGUGUUGCUUAGAAAUGUACACAACAGAAAUGCUGAAGUCCGUAUGUCUGCUAGGAUCACUGCAGUUUCAUCGGAAAGGAAAGGAACCUGGUGCCCCAGCCAAGAUCCUAGAUACUAAAGUGGACGAGAGUUCUGAAGUACCUUUUUUAGAAGACGCAUCAUCAUCACCAUUGGAUAUUCAACAGCAUUUAUGGCAGGUUUCCACAGAUAUUGAACAUACUGAAAGAGAUAUUAGAGAAAUGAAAAACCUUUUAAGUAAACUCAGGGAGACUAUGCCUUUACCACUGAAAAAUCAAGAUGAUAGCAGCCUCCUAAACUUGACUCCAUAUCCAUUGGUAAGAAGACGGAAGCGAAGAUUCUUUGGACUAUGCUGUCUUGUCUCAAGUUAGAAGAUUAAGCCCAGAAGCACCAAGAAAAUCAUUUAUAACUUUGAUUAAACCACUAUUAUUUGACCACUGAAAAGAUGAACAUUGCUACUCUUAAUUAUAAAGUACAUUUUCUACACUAGCCUAUUCCUUUUUCUCUUCUCCAUCCCCCUUUUCAAAAAAGGGUUUUAAUAGUUUAAAGUUGUGGUGGUCAUAAACCAGCUGAGGAAUAGAUUUAGCAUAACUAAGAAUGCUUUUAAAACUUUUUAAAAUAUGUUUUGCAUGCUUACUUUCAACCACUCAAAGACAUAUGAAUAACAGUUAAUAGAUAACUUUAAAGGGGAUUUUUAUUGUUUGAACUGCAGCUAAAAGUUUGUGCAUAGUAUAAUAUUCUUAUUAGUGUCUUAUUAAAAUACUUGAUCAUAUUCUAACAGUCUUUAAGCAUAGAAAACUAUUUAACAGCAAAAGUAUUAAAGCUCUAAAACAUUUAAACAAUAUUGUAACAGGAUUUGCACACAAACUCCAGUUACUUUUUGUGCUCUUAUUCAUAUUUAGUCUUCCACUAUAUCUCAAUUUAAAAACUUCAUAGAAAAAUACCUUAAUUUAUGAUACACAAACCAUAGACAAAAAUACUUAGAACUUGUAAAUACAGAGAAAGCAUAAUACGUACAUACUGUACAAUGCAUAGAAGCAACAGAUUUCCUUUUAAGGUGAUAGUAUCUCUACAAGAUUUUUUUUGGGAAAAAUAAUUUAUUAAAAGAAGAGUAUUGAAAAAAGAAAACAAAACAAUGUAAAAAACACCAACCCAUUUUGUUUCCAAUAGAAUUCAAAGCAUGGUGUCUGCAUAUAGCUAAGUACUAAUUCUUAUAGGGCAUGCCAGAAUUAUCUGAGACUGUAAUAUCUUAAAUGUUUUACAUUGUUAAUAAAGUUUUUUAUUUAACUUAAA